GGCUGUGAUCAGUUCUUCGUGCAGCCUCCGUUCGAUCGGACGUGAAUAUCUCGUUUAACGUGUGUGUUCCGCAGCGUCACCUGUUUCGCAGUUGUCCUCGCUUGCUUGUUGACUUUGCAAUGGAGGCUAGUUUAGUACCAAGAAGAUCGUUAAUUUGUUGGGUACUUACUUUCGGUGUCCUUUGGCUAUCGUCCAAGGUUCAGGCACAGAGCGCUCCAUGUACUACCCCAACCCGCCAGGACGGUCUCUGUGUAGCGAUUCAUCGAUGUCGAAAUAUCUACGAUAUUGUGCAGAACCCUACACCGCCACCGAUUGGGAUUGCGAAUUACAUUAAACGGGCAGCGUGUACUCUUCCGGGAGUGGAACGUGCCAUUUGCUGUCAACCACAGGAGGUGGUUCCGGAACCAACAAUAUCAUCUGCAAAGAUUGAUUUGCUACCGAAAGAAUGUGGCCAAUCGGUAACUGACAGAAUUGCCUUUGGAAACGUUACGCAGGUGUUUUCAUAUCCAUGGAUGGCUUUACUGCGAUACAAUCAGAAUGGAGAAAUAAUAGAUGGUUGUGGUGGUUCUCUGAUCAAUAAUCGCUACGUUUUGACCGCAGCACAUUGUCUGAAGACGAGGAGUACUCUGAAAUUGGUGCAGGUUCGUUUGGGAGAACACACAAGAAAUCAGGAUAUCGACUGCAAUAUCUACAAGGAUAAGUACGGAGAGGAAAUCGAACGAGACUGUGCUGAACCAGUUGAAGAUUACCAAGUUGAGUCAUUUGAAAUCCACCCUGAUUACAACCGGCCAAAAUAUAGCAAUGAUAUCGGCUUGAUUCGACUGGACCGUGAUGUGGUCGUAAAAUAUCAUAUUCGGCCAAUCUGUUUACCCGUGACGCCUCAACUUCGCUUAAAGCAGUUCGAGCGGUACAUUGUAACCGGAUGGGGUACAACCGAAAAUCAAACCGGUUCACAGGUUCUGCUAGAGGCAACUGUGCCACGAGUAAACAACGACGAGUGCCAGCAGACAAUGCUUCAGAAUCGACUUAAUGUUCAGCUGAGCGACAAACAGAUGUGUGCAGGAGGAUCAGGAAAGGUGGACACUUGCCGCGGUGAUUCGGGUGGACCUCUCGGUUUCAGUACCGACUUAAACGGUCCUCGAUUCAUACAGUUCGGUGUCGUUUCCGCUGGAGUUGAUUCGUGCGGCAAAAAGAACGUUCCGGGAAUCUACUGCCGCGUAGGUAGUUACAUGGACUGGAUUUUGGAUACGAUUAGGCCAUAAUAGAUAGACAAAUGUCGACAAGAGGAGAUCAAAACUCGUCUUUUUAAUUUAUUUUGUGAAGCUUUUCUUGACUUUUUUCUUAAUGUCCUGUUAACUUGUUGUGUGACUAUUUAAAAAAAAUGUUGCGGAGAACGAGAGAAAUGCCCCAUUAUGAGUCUCAAUACCAAGGUCCGCUUCUGUGAAGCUUCCAUGGAAGGUCAAUAAUGUUUAUGAAUUCUAAUAAAAUCUGCCAUAACUGUCUAUCAAGCUCGGA
Topomyia yanbarensis is the source of this 1515-nucleotide messenger RNA. RefSeq names its product serine protease grass-like. The coding region runs from base 120 to 1262 and encodes 380 amino acids. The record is from RefSeq and is a predicted model, not a curated record. NCBI's taxonomy places the organism in Eukaryota, Metazoa, Arthropoda, Insecta, Diptera, Culicidae. Gene Ontology annotation, biological process: proteolysis. Gene Ontology annotation, molecular function: serine-type endopeptidase activity. The transcript is spliced from 4 exons.